Molecule: messenger RNA, 3441 nt
Organism: Pungitius pungitius (ninespine stickleback)
Lineage: Eukaryota; Metazoa; Chordata; Actinopteri; Perciformes; Gasterosteidae
Gene: ntsr1
Product: neurotensin receptor 1 (high affinity)
Exons: 4
Coding region: 110-1306 (398 amino acids)
Biological process (GO): neuropeptide signaling pathway
Cellular component (GO): plasma membrane
Molecular function (GO): G protein-coupled neurotensin receptor activity
Source: RefSeq, a predicted model, not a curated record
UCAGAGACUAAACCCACGCGACUCUGCCCCGAAGUCAAAGUCAAACAGAUGGUCGUUGUGUUUAAACAGUUCUUCGUUCUGUUUCGAUGUUUUCACAAAUAGAUCCGUGAUGGAUUUCAACCUCACGCUCGCCGGCCACGAGCUCGGCGCGCUGGCGCGCAGACUCUUUGGGAACAACUCGUUGCUUCCAUUUGAAAACACAACUUCCAAGACCGACGAGGAAGACUUGGAGGUCAACACGGACGUUUACUCCAAGGUGACAGUCACCGUCAUCUACGCCGUCCUGUUCGCCGUGGGCUCCGUGGGGAACUCCAUCACGCUGUACACUCUGCUGACCAAGAAGACGCUGCAGAACCUCCAGAGCACCGUGCACUACCACCUGGCCAGCCUCGCCGUGUCCGACCUGCUGAUCCUCGUGCUCUCCAUGCCCAUCGAGCUCUACAACUUCAUCUGGUUCCACCACCCGUGGGUGUUUGGCGACGCGGUGUGCAGGGGAUACUACUUCCUCCGGGACAGCUGCUCGUACGCCACGGCGCUCAACAUCGCCAGUCUGAGCGUGGAGCGCUACAUGGCCAUCUGCCACCCGUUCAAGGCCAAGAGCAUCAUGUCCCGCAGCCGCACCAAGAAGCUCAUCAGCGCCAUGUGGCUCGCGUCCUUCGCGCUCGCCGUGCCGAUGCUCUUCGUCAUGGGCCAGGUGAUGCGCAACGGCGAGAAGAUAUGCACCAGCACCGUGUCUCCUGUCACCCUAAAGAGCGUCCUACAGGUAAAUGCGUUUUUAUCCUUCGUGGUACCCAUGGUGGCCAUAUCUGCGCUGAACGGGGUCAUAGCCAAUCAGCUGCUGCGGAUGUUCCGCGAGGCGGAGCAGGAAAACCGCGUCUGUGUCGUCGGGGGAAAUGUGACCAUGCUGAAUGUCACCGUGGAGCCCAACCGCGCCCAGUCGCUCCGCCACGGGGUUCUGGUUCUCCGAGCAGUGGUCAUAGCCUUCGUGGUCUGCUGGCUGCCCUAUCACGCUCGCCGCCUCAUGUUUUGCUACAUCUCCGACUGGUCUGAUGACCUGUACGACUUCUACCACUAUUUCUACAUGCUGACCAACGUCCUGUUUUACGUCAGCUCUGCCAUCAACCCAGUCCUCUACAACCUGGUGUCGGCCACCUACCGCCAGAUCUUCUUCUCCACGCUGCGCUACAUCUGCUUACCAUGGCGCCAUGCACCCAGGAGGCACCCCCACCCCUUUACCCGCCACUCCAUCAGCAUCUCCAGCAACCACACCCUCUCCAGCAACAUCAUCAAAGAGACGACAUACUGAUUAGGCUGCUAUGGACCCGUCUGUGCCACAUUGUGAAUACCGAUCCGGCUUCAUAAUCCUAGAACCGGUUUGACAACGAUCGUCACGGACUGGUGGAGCACUGAGAACGCCAGCAUUUGGACACAAUGAGAUUUCAUUCAAGAUGAACAUUAAUCAUGUUGGAUUCUGUGUUGUCUUUUUUCAUUCAACAUGAGUUCGGGAAAUGAACAACAACAAUCACAUUUUACAAUGGAGGUAUGAAAAUAUAAAAUGAUAUUAAAUGGAAAAUGAUCUAUAAAGGAUUUAUACAGUACAAGUGUUUAACUAUACCUGUUAUUCACACUGUGCAUUGAAUACGACUCAUUGUUUUCAAGAAUCAACUUCAAAACCACUUAAAAGUACCUUCUACAUAACGAUGGCAAUACUUUCACCGCGACUAGUGCUGAUGCAACCCUCCUUUGUGUGAUGAACUUGGCUUUGAUGUUGUGGGGGAUGAAGUUGCAGAAUGUCGAUAUUUUCUCUUUCCGGGAUCCAAGGUGCAUUGACAGCUGGGUGGGAAGAAACACUUGCGUCAUCACCACUUUCCCUAAAUGCCUCUCUGGGCUUUGUUGAGAGCAGCCUUUAACCUUAUGUAGGUUGUCCUUAUGUUGUGAAUGAUGAGUGCACAUGGAAUUGGUAAAUAGUCAAUACAUUUCAGUGUGUAUACAGAGAAGUAGGAAUGUUGCAGUAUCCGAAAUGUACUUAGAACAAAGAGAAAACCAUUUGUAUUUAGUCAUUAAAAAGAUCAUUAUUAUUGCCAACAUUUAUCCAUCAUUUAGCAACAGCAUUUGGAAAGGCUAAUAGAAAGGAGCCGUUGCAAUGGGCCACUCAUCUUCUGAAUAAUGUGUGUAUGUAUGUUGGGUAGCAUAGUAUGCUUUCAUUGCAACUUUAAUGUUAUGUACAUAAAAUGUUUGAUUUUUUGCCCAGAGCACCAACUCAGUACCCCAAGAAAUAAUUAUAUUAAUAUUAUUUUAGGACCAAGAGUGAAGGGGGUCCUCAUAAUUGUACCAAAUGAAAGUUUCUUUCUGGCCUUGUUGCUUGUGCUGUCAGUAUUGUGAGGCAUGAUGUACAGUAUGCAGUGUGAAGGUAUGCAUGCAAUUGUAUGUUCCCUGAAGAGUAGAUGUAACUCUUGUAAAUUUUAUUUUUAUUUUACUUAUAUGUAAUUGAAUGUUUUUAUCCACAAGAAGCUGGGAAACCAUUUACCUCUACAUGUUUUUUUCCCAGAGAGAUCCCAGCCUGGAAUGUAGUCUUAAGAAAAGCCUCUAAACCCAUUUUAGCUCAAUUCAAAUGGAAAUACAUGUGUUUCAUAAGUGCCUUGAGCUGGAAAAAAAUCCCUCUGCAGUGAAAAAACGCAAACAACCCAAGUUUAGCUGGAUAACCGGAGCUUUGUGACUUCAUCAACACGAGCCGCAAUCAUCAAAAGAGCAGACUGCAAAAAAAAGGCUCUGGUUGCUUACACUUCCUUUUGCCGACUUUGUGCCCCGCUUUGCUACUACAUACUCAAUGCAUCUCUCAGCAGUAAAUUGACAAAAGAAGUGCUCGAGCGAUUAUUUUUAUGAGGGAAGAACUGGUCGUUUUAAUACAAGUUAUUUGUUGUAGGUAACAGUUACAGUAUUAGCUGUGCUUUGUAUUGGUUGAUACAAAUGUGUGUUCCUGUGCAGUAUCUGUGUUCCAGUUGAAUCUAUGGAGGCUUUAGCCAACAUACAUACAUAUAUAUAUAUAUAUAUAUAUAUAUAUAUAUAUAUAUAUAUAUAUAUAUACAUAAUAUCAAAUCUUUAUUCAGCCAAAAACCAUAAAACCCACUAGACACACUGAAUGAAAUAAAUGCUAAUAAUGAUAGUAAUGCUCAUGAUACAAAAAGAUGCUGUAAAUACCUAUCAUUUUGCAAACCACACAGAUGCAGCUGGACACCUAUUUAUUGUACCGCUCUGCACAGACGUGUACUUGGAUAAUACAUAGUGAAUGUGUUGUUGCAGAGUGGUUUCUGUAUUUAAAUCAAAAUAAUAAUUUGCUUAUUUUAACUGAUGAUUCCAAUCAGCCAGGUUAAUUGUAUUAGCAACGGUAUUGUUUAAUUGUAUUACAAACACAUAAUAAAGGAAUGAAUAUAUAUAAUAUGC